CCAAUUUAGACCGAGUCGACUCGCUUACUCUGUGAGUCAAGGACUAAUCUCAAAAACGCGUUGAAUCAAAUACUCUGAACCUUACUACUACUCCCUAUCCUCCCACUUUCCUUUUAUAUUCCUUUUCCUUUUUCAUUCCUAUAUUAAUCUCUCAUCUCUUCUUCUUCUUUUCCAUCCGUAUUCCUUCAAUUCUCUCACUACUUCAAUUCUACUUCUUCUUCUUUUUUUUUCUUUUUUUAAAAAAAAAAACAAUAUAACUUAAUUUAAUUUAAAUUUUCAUCAUAUUCAGCCAUGCUUAUCCACGAUCUCAACAUCAACCACCAAUCCAUCCACAAACCCAUCCAAAUUCGUGAAGUUUGGGCUUCCAAUCUCGAUUCCGAAUUUCGUUUGAUCAGCGAUCUCAUCGAUCGAUUCCCUUGCGUUUCAAUGGACACGGAGUUCCCCGGAGUCAUCUUCCCCCAACAAACCAAACCCAAAUUUCCAAAUCACCCCUCCUAUCACUACCAAUUCCUCAAAUCCAACGUCGACGUCCUCCAUCUCAUCCAGAUCGGAAUCACUCUCUCCGAUUCUGACGGAAACUUGCCGGAUCUGGGAACCGGCGACACCCGAUUUAUCUGGGAGUUCAACUUUAAGGACUUCGACGUGGCGCGUGACCCCCACGCUCCGGACUCCAUCGAGCUUCUCCGCCGUCAGGGCAUCGACUUCGAGAGGAACCGAGAGGAAGGGAUCGAUUCGUCACGCUUCGCGGAGUUGAUGAUGUCAUCGGGACUCGUCUGUAACGAGUCAGUGAGUUGGGUGACGUUUCACAGUGCCUAUGAUUUUGGGUAUUUGGUUAAGAUUUUAACCCAGCAAAAGCUUCCGAAAGGGUUAGAAGAAUUCCUCGGCGUCGUUAGGGUUUUCUUCGGGGAUAACGUGUACGAUAUGAAGUACAUGAUGCGGUUCUGCCAGAGUCUAUACGGGGGUUUGGACCGGAUAGCGAAAACUAUGAAUGUGAACCGGGCGGUGGGAAAGUGCCAUCAAGCCGGGUCAGAUAGCUUGCUGACGUGGCAUGCCUUUCAAAAGAUGAGAGAUACUUUUUUUGUAGAGAAUGAAAUGCACAAACAUGCUGGGGUUUUGUACGGUUUAGAGGUCUUCUAAUCUAAAUCUAAAAAUGUACCGUAAAUAAAUUUAAUUUUAAAAUUAUAUACCCAUAUAUUAUUUGUUUUCUUA
Messenger RNA from Cucumis melo (muskmelon), 1209 nucleotides. RefSeq names its product probable CCR4-associated factor 1 homolog 11. The coding region runs from base 292 to 1137 and encodes 281 amino acids. Gene Ontology annotation, molecular function: nucleic acid binding; poly(A)-specific ribonuclease activity. The record is from RefSeq and is a predicted model, not a curated record. Gene Ontology annotation, cellular component: CCR4-NOT complex; CCR4-NOT core complex; P-body. NCBI's taxonomy places the organism in Eukaryota, Viridiplantae, Streptophyta, Magnoliopsida, Cucurbitales, Cucurbitaceae. The transcript has a single exon.